Molecule: messenger RNA, 1134 nt
Organism: Orycteropus afer afer
Lineage: Eukaryota; Metazoa; Chordata; Mammalia; Tubulidentata; Orycteropodidae
Gene: AGPAT4
Product: 1-acylglycerol-3-phosphate O-acyltransferase 4
Cellular component (GO): endomembrane system; mitochondrial outer membrane
Molecular function (GO): 1-acylglycerol-3-phosphate O-acyltransferase activity
Source: RefSeq, a predicted model, not a curated record
GCCAUGGACCUCGUUGGCUUGCUGAAGUCUCAGUUCCUCUGCCACCUGGUCUUCUGCUACGUGUUCAUCGCCUCGGGGCUCAUCGUCAACGCGCUGCAGCUCUGCACGCUGGUCCUGUGGCCGGUCAACAAGCAGCUCUUCCGGAAGAUCAACUGCAGGCUGUCCUACUGCAUCUCCAGCCAGUUGGUGAUGCUGCUGGAGUGGUGGUCAGGGACGGAGUGCACCCUCUACACGGACCCCCGGGACUACCCCAAGUACGGGAAGGAGAGUGCCAUCGUGGUUCUCAACCACAAGUUUGAGAUCGACUUCCUGUGUGGUUGGACCUUGGCUGAACGGUUUGGGGUCUUAGCGGCCUCCAAAGUCCUGGCCAAGAAGGAGCUGGCGUAUGUCCCUAUCAUCGGCUGGAUGUGGUACUUCCUGGAGAUGGUCUUCUGUAAGCGCAAGUGGGAGGAGGACCGUAAGACGGUCCUGAAGAGCCUGCUCAGCCUCCGGGACUACCCCGAAAAGUUUUUCUUCCUGAUCCACUGUGAGGGCACUCGAUUCACGGAGAAGAAGCACCAGAUCAGCAUGCAGGUGGCCAAGGCCAAGGGGCUGCCAGGCCUCAAGUACCACCUGCUGCCGCGCACCAAGGGCUUCGCCGUGACCGUGCGGAGUUUGAGAAAUGUAGUUUCAGCUGUAUAUGACUGUACACUCAAUUUCAGAAAUAACGAAAACCCAACCCUGCUGGGAGUCCUAAACGGAAAGAAAUACCAUUCGGAUUUGUACGUGAGGCGGAUUCCCUUGGAAGAAGUCCCGGAGGAUGAGGACAAGUGCGCCACCUGGCUCCACAAACUCUACCAGGAGAAGGACGCCUUCCAGGAGGAGUACCAGCGGAGGGGCGUCUUCCCCGAGACCCCCAUGGUGCCGCCGCGGCGGCCCUGGACGCUGCUCAACUGGCUUUUCUGGGCCUCGCUGCUUCUGUACCCCUUCUUCCGGUUCCUGGUCAGCAUGGUGAGCAGCGGGUCCUCCCUGACGCUGGCCAGCUUCGUCCUCGUCUUCUUCGUAGCAUCCGUGGGCGUGCGAUGGAUGAUUGGCGUGACUGAGAUUGACAAGGGCUCUGCCUACGGUAAUGCUGACAACAAGCAAAAACCAUGA